This is a messenger RNA of Boeremia exigua, 1016 nucleotides long. Its product is annotated as HSP20-like chaperone. Bases 109 to 681 code for a protein of 190 amino acids. The record is from RefSeq and is a predicted model, not a curated record. Lineage: Eukaryota; Fungi; Ascomycota; Dothideomycetes; Pleosporales; Didymellaceae. Gene Ontology annotation, cellular component: cytoplasm. The transcript has 2 exons. Gene Ontology annotation, biological process: protein folding.
UGCCGACUGCCGCCCAAUGUUUUGAGGGGCCCGAUGCCAAACACGCUGACAGCUGCCCCGCCUCUACUGCAAACACGCUGCAAACACGCCUAACCCCGACCGCACACCAUGUCCAGCGACCCGUCACCCGAGGAGCAGAAGAAGCUCGACGCCGAGGCCAAGGCCCGCGAGCAGGCCGAGCAGGCCGCGCUGCCCUACAAGUGGGACCAGACGAUCAAGGACCUCGACAUUACCGUUUCGGUCGAGGCAAAGUACAAGGGCAAGGACCUGGACGUCAAGAUCGCCCGCAGCACCCUCAAGGUGGGCAUCAAGGGUCAGCCGCCCAUCAUCGACGGCGAGCUCCCCCACCCCGUGCGCGUCGACGACUCGACCUGGACCCUGAGCACCACUGCCGCCGGCAAGGACAUUGAGAUCCACCUCGACAAGGUCAAUCAGAUGGAGUGGUGGCCGCACGUCAUCACCUCGGCCCCCAAGAUCGACACCAGCAAGAUCCAGCCCGAGAACAGCCAGCUGGGCGACCUGGACGGCGAGACCCGCGGCAUGGUCGAGAAGAUGAUGUUUGACCAGCGCCAGAAGGAGCAGGGCAAGCCCACCAGCGACGAGCAGAAGAAGCUGGACAUCCUCGCGCAGUUCAAGUCGCAGCACCCUGAAAUGGAUUUUUCGAACGUCAAGAUGGGGUGAGCGCUGGAUGAAGAGCAGAAGAACGCGCUAUGAGACACGAUAUCCGAUGUCGAUAUGGGAAUAGUGCCAGGUCCUGCAAUGCAGCGAGGGUGGUCUGGCAGGCCGAUCAAGGUCUUGUAAGAGUAGAAAACACAGGAGACUACACGGAAAAGGGUUGCAGCAACGCGCCCAGCGGUACGGAAUCAUAUUGUGCAGCAGCUACCUGUACAUAAACAGACAUCAGGUGGCCACUGGCUGACCGCAGGAAUGAGUCGGACGAAGCUAUUUGCUGUUCCUAGUGACGUCCACACAGAAGCAAAACAUUCCCGUAUCACCAUUUCAAGGAGUGAAAACAG